Dentiscutata heterogama is the source of this 259-nucleotide messenger RNA. The record is from the annotation of a GenBank genome assembly. NCBI's taxonomy places the organism in Eukaryota, Fungi, Glomeromycota, Glomeromycetes, Diversisporales, Gigasporaceae.
AUUAUUUAAUUAAAGAAAAUAUUAUUAAUGAUAAUUUAAAAGUUAAUUAUUAUAUGAAUGAAGAAAAAAGAAGGUUGAGUACAAUAUUGAGCUUCUUAGAGGCUCACUGUCGAAGUUACUUUCAUAUCCAAGAAAUUGGAUAUAAAUAUUCUAAAAUGAAUAAUAUAGGAGAUCUAGAUGAAUGGAAAAAGCGGAGAUAUGUGGAGGAUCUUAUUUGGUUUCAAGAGGUAAAUGAAAUUUGUGAGGAAUAUGGUGUGAA